Messenger RNA from Bombyx mori (domestic silkworm), 1968 nucleotides. RefSeq lists its product as uncharacterized. Bases 553 to 1074 code for a protein of 173 amino acids. Lineage: Eukaryota; Metazoa; Arthropoda; Insecta; Lepidoptera; Bombycidae. The record is from RefSeq and is a predicted model, not a curated record. The transcript has 4 exons.
ACGUAGAAAAUGUAUAGAGAAUAUUAUUUCGACUUUAAAGCUCAGUUUCCUUUUCAAUAAGCCGUAAACUGUUGUAUUAUGUUUUUUACGUUUUAUUGCCCUUGUAGGCAGACGAGCAUACGGCCCACCCGAUGGUGAGUGGUUACCGUCGCCCAUGGACUUCAGCAAUGCCAGCGACAGAGCCAAGCCGCUGCCUACUGCUGCGGAUUUCACCAACCCACUUUUUUUUUUCUUUUUUUUUCCUAUCUAUGGUGAUAGCCUUGAGAGGCUAUUUCAGCUUCGCCCUAACAUGUAGGUGAGCUCACGGGCCUCAAACCUGACGACACCCAAACAACGGCACGACGUUGUUGCCUCAAUUUUACUGUAGGAUUAAAUGUGACGUCACAAAUUGUAAGCCUAAUGUUAAGUGUGCAAUAAUGUUCGGAUGUCAAUAAUUUUGAUUAUCUAAAAAUGUUAUCGUAGCUCUCGAUCGAUCGAUUAACGAACAGUUUCCGUCUAGUGGAACAGUGAACUAUCAUGUAGCCGCAACAUUCACACGUUCAAACUAAAGUAAUGGGUUCGAACAACGAAGCGUCCCUUGCAGCGGAAAGUGAUUUGUUUCGUGAAUAUUACAUCGAGAAUGAUUAUUUCCUGUCAGCUGAAGGGGUCUUGAAAAUUUUGUCGGCCAUAGUGUGCAUAGUGUCGUCGGUUCUAUUCCUGGUGGGGUCGUCGUGCACCGCGGCGCCGGGGCUGGCUGCGGGGGCUGCGGGGGGGGCGCUGGUCGGCGGGCUCGUCAUGGCGCUCAUGUACGUCGGAGUACUGAUGAAUCUUCCAUUGCACGGUGCACAGGUUUGGUUGUUUACGGACAUUUUGGUUUCGGGAGUGAUAGGUGUUCUGCUACUCGUCGCUGGGGCUCUCAGCUUCACAAUCUGUGAUAUGAGACAGCCUGUCGAUUACGUGCCGGGGCCACUGGCCGUAGUGAACGCUGGCAUGGUGACGGCGAGCACCGUGAAGACGUACGUGUCGGUCGUGGGCUGGCACCCCGCGCCCCCCGCCCCGUCGACGCACCCCCCCGCACACGAACUCGACGUCUAGUCUUGCCUCAUUUGGAAACAACACUUAUCAUCAAUAUGCCCUGCUUGUAGCAUUUUGUAUCACUUCUCUUGGGCAAGUUCAAUGGCAGCGGUAGGCAGCGGCUUGGCUCUGCCCCUGGUAUUGCUGAAGUCCAUGGGCGACGGUAACCACACACCAUUAGGUGUGCCGUACGCUCUUCAGCCUACAAGGGCUUUAAAAAAAAGCUGUCUUGUACUCUGUCUGUCUAUGAGUAUACUCAAGAGCGGUGAGAAUGUUUUUCAUUAGUAACGACACAGACAGCUUUCAGAGUAGGUUGUUUGUCUGAGUGUGCUGAAAAAUAAUAAAAGCUUUGUGGUACCAAAUUAUUAUAUUUUCAUGAGAAUGUUUUAAAAGGCUGUAAUUAAAUUUAGAGAUUCCAUCACAUACACUGUGUGUACAUGUAUACAAAUCAAAUAAAUAGAUAGUAUCUUAGAAGCUUGACCUGAGUCUAUCAAUCAGUUCAGUUCAUUGAAUAUUAAACAAAUAUGGUGGUGUUUAUAUAUUACUGAUCAUACAUCAUAUUUUAUGAUCGACAGAGUAUGAGUAACUUUUGAUACAAUUUUAAUGAAAAGUAUCAAUUCAGACAUCAACAUAGAGCAGAAUUAUUUUUUGUUAAAUUUAAAUAGAGUGUAAGCUUAAUUAUUGUUGUGCUGAUGUUUGUUGCUUUUUUUUCUAAAUCGUUUUAUAUCUGUUAAUUUGCUUCCAUUUUAAUUAUUGGUAAGUAGUCUUGAACACAUAAAAAACCAUUAGCGUAAGAUAAACUAAGAGUGUAAUAUUUAAUUUACAAUAGUGUUAUAUGAAUAUUUUUAUUAAAAUAUGUAAUUAUUCUUAAGACUAGUUUCAAUUUGAUACUUUAUUAAAUACUUUGCUACAUAA